Solea solea (common sole) is the source of this 451-nucleotide messenger RNA. RefSeq lists its product as uncharacterized. Bases 115 to 363 code for a protein of 82 amino acids. NCBI's taxonomy places the organism in Eukaryota, Metazoa, Chordata, Actinopteri, Pleuronectiformes, Soleidae. The record is from RefSeq and is a predicted model, not a curated record. The transcript has 2 exons.
GUCAUUUCACGGCUCUCGUCCGGCGAAGCACAGCAGUGCAGUUUCCUAGAUAUUUCCACAUAAUCUUCGCUUCCUUCCCCUCACGCACUCAGGCUGGCAACCAUCGAUCCAGGAAUGAUGGAGUUAUCACUGAUGGCAACACAGCAUUUCCCAGCUGUGAGUGGGGCCUUCAUGGAUUCUCCAUACAAUGGCGACACGUCCCUGCAGACGUCCUCCUCCAAUCUCAACGCCGGCUACUCUCGACCCUCAGAAGCAGAGGAUGAUGGAAAAGUGUCCAGCGACACCAUUUGGCUCUGGAUCGCCGUGCUGGCAACUAUUGGCAACAUAGUGGUGGUGGCUGUGGUUUGCGCCUGUGCCUUCUGACAGGACCGAUGAGCGGAGAGAAAACGCCGCAUGGAAAUAUUGUAUAUAUUCAGACAUCAUGUAAAAUAGUGUACGUGUUAUAGUGUGA